This is a messenger RNA of Guillardia theta CCMP2712, 1849 nucleotides long. RefSeq lists its product as hypothetical. Gene Ontology annotation, cellular component: membrane. Lineage: Eukaryota; Cryptophyceae; Pyrenomonadales; Geminigeraceae. Gene Ontology annotation, biological process: xenobiotic detoxification by transmembrane export across the plasma membrane. The transcript has a single exon. Gene Ontology annotation, molecular function: antiporter activity; xenobiotic transmembrane transporter activity. The coding region runs from base 106 to 1635 and encodes 509 amino acids. The record is from RefSeq and is a predicted model, not a curated record.
AGGAUGAGAUUUUCUCAAAAUUCAUUCUAGAAAACCAGCUGCGAUCCGGACUACAAAAGACUCAGGGCCCUUUCACCGCCAUCUCUCGAAAGAAAGAACUCAUCCAUGACCGUGCAAAAAUCUGGUUCAACGCCGCACCAUUCGAAAAAGAUUCUUGAGAUUUUCAAAACACCCAAGGUAUAUGAAGUGAGCCAGCAGCAGACUGUUGAGGCACGUCUCUUGGACGGGCAAGCUCUCCGUAAGGAGUUCUGGAGUUUCCUCGUCUAUGCCUUACCCCCCACCGUCUCGUAUGCUCUCGACACGGGUGUGGAGAUCGUGUGCCUGGCCUUCGUGGCAAAGCUCGGGGAGCGAGAGCUUGCUGCGGCAGGGCUGGCUUUCAUGCUAUCCAACAUGAGCGGGCAUGCAGUGUACACGGGCGCGUCGACUGCGCUGGGGACGCUGGGGUCGCAGGCCUACGGGGCGAGGAAGUACGAGCUUGUGGGUCUGCUGCUGCAGCAGGCGAUGGUGGUGGCGGGGGUGGUGCUGGCGGCUAUCUCAACGCUGUGGCUAUUUGCAGGGCAGAUGUUCCAUGCCUGCGGGAUCGCUCCGACGAUCGCGGGGAUGGCGGGGAGCUUCAUCCGUUGGCAGAUCCUGACGCUGCCGCCGAUGGCGCUGAUGCAGUUGCUCAAGGUGUGGCUGGAGGCGCAGGGGAUCCUGCGGCCGAUUACGGCCGUCUCAUGCGCAGUGCUGGUGUUCACGUGGAUGUUCGGGUGGCUGCUGAUCGAGCGGGACAUGCUGGGGCUUGGGUUGUACGGGGCGCCUGUGGCGGUGCUGUGCGCGUACACGUGCGGGAACGUGGUGUUCCUAGGGCUGAUCGCAGCCGGGGGUUACCAGAAGAAGACGUGGAAGGGCUGGAGCUGGGGGGCGAAGGCAGGGCUGUGGGGCUUCGCGGGGUUAGCGCUGACGGGAGCAGGGAUGGUGUGCCUGGAGUGGUGGUCGUAUGAGGUGCUGGGAGUGGUAGGGAGCGCGUUCGGGGAGACAGCGACGGCUGUGCAGACGGUGCUGGUGAAUUUCUCGUACUUCAUGUACGCGACAGGAGAGGGGAUCGCGAUCGCGGCAGGGACUCGGGUAGGGAACGCGCUGGGGGCUGGGCUGCCGGUGGCGGCGCAGAGGUCAGCGGGGAUGGCGGUGUUCCUGGCGCUGCUGUCGGCAUUCUUCAUCAUCGUCCCCCUGUGGGCAAGCAGGGGGACGUGGGUGACAUCUUUCCUUCAGGGCGAGGAGUCCUUCGUCCUGGUGUCGAGAUGCACGCCAGCCCUGAUGCUCUUCCUCCUGUUCAACUCGGGGUACGGGGCUCUGUCCGGGAUCCUGCUGGGUUCGGGGAAGCAGCAGGUGGGGCUGGUUGCGAACCUGGUAGCCUGCUACCUCAUCGGGAUCCCUUUGGGUCUCACGAUGAGCUUUUACUACGGCCAUGGCAUCCUGGGUCUGUGGUGGGGGCAGGUGUGGGGAGUGUUCCUGCUGUUCACGAGCUUGUCAAUCUACAUCAUGAGCAUCGACUGGAGGUCGCUGGCGAUGAAGACGAGGGCAGAGCUAGAGUCUGAUGGAGUUGAGAUGAGCGAGGGGCUUCUUGAAGGAGGCUUCGUGAUCGAGGACUCAUGAUCUGCCGACCAGGUGAUCAUGGCCCCGCAUGCGUGCUCGUCCAUGCUCUUGUUGCUUGCGGUCCCCCGUGUAUGCUAGCUUCACGCACCCACGUGAAAACCUAGAGAGAUGUAUCAUAAAUGCUACAAGCUGCAUCGUGUCAAGAUGCAUUUCUUUUUUGUUUGGUUAAAAUCAUCGAUCAAGUAGUAGUCUAAGUAAACAUUUGAACAAACAC